Messenger RNA from Leptopilina heterotoma, 3448 nucleotides. RefSeq lists its product as uncharacterized. The record is from RefSeq and is a predicted model, not a curated record. The coding region runs from base 244 to 2772 and encodes 842 amino acids. The transcript has 9 exons. NCBI's taxonomy places the organism in Eukaryota, Metazoa, Arthropoda, Insecta, Hymenoptera, Figitidae.
UUCCAGUUUCGUAUUCAAACCACGCACAUUUUGAUAAAAUAAUUUACAAUCGAUAUCAGUGCGGUCAAUAUUAUGAACAAUUUAAUGAUACCAAAAGUCGUUUUCAAUUGAUAUAAAAAAAUACAGAUAAUCAGUGAUUCGUUUCAACCAGUUUCAACAUACAAUCUCAGUAGAUAAACAAAGUGUCAUUACUUCUGAAAUUCUCCAAGAGUUUAAAAUUAAAACCUUGUAGGAUUCAUACAAAUGUCUAAUCAGGGAGUGCCGGAAUUUUUACAAAACGAAAUAGAAUUUUUCUUAAAAGACAAAAAUCUUUCGAAUUUAAAAUUUCAUUUUUCAAGUGCAUGCAAGGAUGGUGAAAAUUAUUUGGGCUCAUUGUAUCGUGUUAGAGUUAAUGGCGAGAAGAAUGGUGAAAAUGAAGAAUUAAAUUUAAUUGUUAAAUGUGUUCCAACCGAUAAAGAGUUGAGAGAACUUUUACGAGCUCAAGAUAUGUUUCUCAAUGAAAUUGCUUUCUAUGAGGAGAGAUUUCCACUUAUUAGGAAUUUUUUGAAUGAAUUUAAUUUACAAUAUCAUGACUGUCCGGCUUACUAUGGAGGAUGUAAGACACCAAAGAAAGAGAUCCUGAUUUUAGAAGAUUUGAAACCUGAAGGAUUUGUUUUGAAAGAAACAAAAUUAUUGGACUAUCAACAUGCAGUUAUUGCAGCAAAACAUCUUGGAAGGUUUCACGCUUACAGUUUUGCCCUUCGUGAUAAAAAACCUGCGGAAUUUGAGAUUUUGCGAAAAAUUAAGGAACCGUUUUUCUUUGAGUCUGGCUGCUACGCUAAAAAUAUAGAUCUCAUUAUGGAGGCUGCUGUUAAGGCUGUGGAGAACGAAGAAAAUCAUUACGUUGAUAAAAUUAAACGACUCAGGGAAAAAGCACAGGAAAUUAUUGAUUACGCAUGUGAUGGAAGAAAUGCAGAACCUUGUGCUGGCCUUCUUCACGGUGAUUUAUGGACCUGCAAUAUGUUAUUUAAAUACAAUCAAAAAUCAGAACCAGAAGACGUACGCUUCCUGGACUUCCAAUUAAAUAGAUACGGUUCGCCAGCGAUAGAUAUUCACUACACAUUCUACACUUGUCUCACACAGGAAAUGAGAGACAAAUAUUACGACGAAUUACUACAUCAUUAUCAUAAUUCGUUAGCUGAGAUGUUAAAAAAAUUGGACUGUGAUGUUGAUAAACUUUUUCCAUUCGAAGUUCUUUUGGAACAUCUGCAACGAUUUGGACGCUAUGGCACUUGUACGUCCGUCGUAGAUAUUCAUCUUUUCACUGUUCGACCUGAAGAUAAUCCACAAACAAUGUAUCAUCUCGAUUUUCUUCGAACCCUACCAAUGCUUUUGAAAACCAAUAAACUCUAUUUUGAAAUGUUGAGAGAUGCACUUAAAGACAUGGUAGAUAGAAACUACCUAAUUGAGAUUCUUGUGACCACUAUAGAUGUCAACAAUGGUAUGAAAAUAAGCAAAGUGUCAUUUCUUCUGAAAUUCUCCAACAGUUUAGAAUUAAAACCUUGUAGGAUUCAUACAUAUUUAUUUAAAAUGUCUAAUCAGGGAGUGCCGGAAUUUUUACAAAACGAAAUAGAAUUUUUCUUAAAAGACAAAAAUCUUUCGAAUUUAAAAUUUCAUUUUUCAAGUGCAUGCAAGGAUGGUGAAAAUUUUUUGGGCUCAUUGUAUCGUGUUAGAGUUAAUGGCGAGAAGAAUGGUGAAAAUGAAGAAUUAAAUUUAAUUGUUAAAUGUGUUCCAACCGAUGACGAUUUGAGAGAACUUUUACGAGCUCAAGAUAUAUUUCUCAAUGAAAUUGCUUUCUAUGAGGAGAGAUUUCCACUUAUUAGGAAUUUUUUGAAUGAAUUUAAUUUACAAUAUCAUGACUGUCCUGCUUACUAUGGAGGAUGUAAGACACCAAAGAAAGAGAUCCUGAUUUUGGAAGAUUUGAAACCUCAAGGAUUUGUAUUGAAGGAAACAAAAUUAUUGGACUAUCAACAUGCAGUUAUUGCAGCAAAACAUCUUGGAAGGUUUCACGCUUAUAGUUUUGCCCUUCGGGAUAAAAAACCCGAGGAAUUUGAGAUUUUGCGUAAAAUUAAGGAACCGUUUUUCUUUGAGUCUGGCUGCUACGCUAAAAAUAUAGAUCUCAUUAUGGAGGCUGCUGUUAAGGCUGUGGAGAACGAAGAAAAUCAUUACGUUGAUAAAAUUAAACGACUCAGGGAAAAAGCACAGGAAAUUAUUGAUUACGCAUGUGAUGGAAGAAAUGCAGAACCUUGUUCUGGCCUUCUUCACGGUGAUUUAUGGACCUGCAAUAUGUUAUUUAAAUACAAUCAAAAAUCAGAACCAGAAGACGUACGCUUUCUAGACUUCCAAUUAAAUAGAUACGGUUCGCCAGCGAUGGAUAUUCACUACACAUUCUACACUUGUCUCACACAGGAAAUGAGAGACAAAUAUUACGACGAAUUACUUCAUCAUUAUCAUGAUUCAUUAGCUGAGAUGUUAAAAAAAUUGGACUGUGAUGUUGAAAAACUUUUUCCAUUCGAAGUUCUUUUGGAACAUUUGCAACGGUUUGGACGCUAUGGCGCUUGUAUGUCCGUCAUAGAUAUUCAUCUUUUCACCGCUCGACCUGAAGACAAUCCACAGCCAAUUUAUCAUCUCGAUUUUCUUCGAACCCUACCAAUGCUUUUGAAAAGCAAUAAACUCUAUUUUGAAAUGUUAAGAGAUGCACUCAAAGACAUGGUAGAUAGAAAUUAUCUAUAAAAUUAUAAAUAGACAAUUUUUCGUGUCGCGGUCUGACAAAAGGUACCUAAGAAGACAAAAAAUUUGGUGCUUUUUUAUAAUCAAAAUAUACAAAAAAAGAGGAUCAAUUUUCAAUAUAAUUGUUUAAUUCUUCGUUACUUUUAAAAUUGCCUAAAUGUAUUAAAAAUUUAUUUCUGUUUUAAAUUACAGAAAAAUUUUUAAUUAAGAUUAAAAUAAUAAAAGUAUAAAAAUUAAACUUAAAGAAAUACUCAACGAUACUAAGUUGUUUGAAAAAGUGCGAAAACUAUUUUAAACAUUUAUUUAUUUAGUUGAACACAGUUUUAUCAGUGUACCUUGUCGCUAAUGACCCUGGUAGUCGAAGCGACGUUUUCAAAUUCUUAGACAAAAGAAAAUAGUCUUUAAAUAAAUUGCCUCUUAGGUACCUUUCUUCAAAAGCACAUUUUAUUGCAAUUUAGUGAAUUUUUCCGUUUAUAUUAUUGUAAAAUAAUUUUAAUUAACGACAAAGUAUGACAAAGUUGUCUUUUAAAAUAUUUAAGUGUUAUCUACAAUACCUAAAGUGUUUAUGAAAGCAUUUUUUCAAUUAAGUGUCGAUUUGCGUCAUAAUCAGUUGUUAUCUACCUACGAUAAUCGUUAAUUUUUUUUUAUCUAGUUAAAAAAUAAAAAAAUAUAUAUUUUA